AUGAGGGAUAUGUUGGGACGACCGCUAUUCAAAUUCUUCCGUUCCUCGACAGCGACCACUGCGCCGCCAUCCUCAUCCACCGAAUACCGGCAGUUAAAAGAGGAGGAAGACGAUGGAAGACAGAAGCACAGCACUCGCAGUACAUCUGACCCCAUAUGCAUACCUAAAAUCAGGAAAGAACGUAGUUCAAGUGAUAAUGCCAUCUGUGAUCAUGAAUACAUGCUGGUGGAUAUCAAUCAAAGGUUAUGUAAGAGCGCUGAUAUGGAAAAGCAUUUACACGAUGCAAAUAUGGAUCAGUUGGAUCGAAUUCCGGUUGAUUUUUCUGCCCCGUCAGGUCCAACAAUUAUAACUGAUCCGGAUGAAGUUGAAUCAGCAGACUUAUAUGAACCCGUUGGUAUGCUAAUGAGAUAUUUAACAGUAACAUUUCAUUAUUUAAGAGAGAUACUGAUGUGCGGUGAAUCUCGGGCCGUUUAUGAGAAUCAUUCCAAAAUUUACGGUCUUGCGUCGUACUCGAUGUAUCGUGCCGAGCGUUGGUUUCAUCACAAUGCUGAUAAAAGUAAAGUUGAGAGAAUGUUGUUAAGGACGGGAGGAGAAGAUGGUUCAUUUUUGGUGCGAGUUAAUGAGCGGAAUUGUCUAAUACUUACAAUGUGCCAUCAUCAGAAGAUUUACAACAUUUGUAUCAGUGUUAAAGUUGAAGGACAUAAAACAAAAUUUUUCAUUGAAAUACAACAUCAAUUUUCCAACCUGAUAGAUUUGAUUAAAUAUUACGCCGAGCACCAAGGACUCUUGCUACCAUGUAAACUCACCAGAGGUGUGGCGCUUCGAUGGCCUGAUUCCACAAAGAGAGGUGCAACAAAUCGGUUAUUUGUUGAGGAAGAUUAUUAA
This is a messenger RNA of Acanthocheilonema viteae, 885 nucleotides long. The record is from the annotation of a GenBank genome assembly. NCBI's taxonomy places the organism in Eukaryota, Metazoa, Nematoda, Chromadorea, Rhabditida, Onchocercidae.